AAUAAAGCUGACCUGGCCUCCUCUUCAAACGCCGCCUGUGCCGAGUGAGUCCAGUUUGUGUCGGUGUGACUCAGGAACUUCACUCUCGCUGCCGAUGCCACGACGGCUUAUUUUUGGAGACAGUAGGAGGAUAUUUUAAGAGUCGACUGGUGAAUCGGUGUCUCGUCGCCGGCCACAGCCGCCAUAAUGAGUUUCUUCCUUGUGCCUCCAACGCCGCAUUUCCACCGUGUCCAACUGGAUUCCUUAUAAGGAAGGUCGUGGUCGGGUUGGAUGAGUGAGGACAGAGUUUCCUUCACACAGGGAGGAUCCCGUCUUUUCACCCCCCCGACCUCUUCCUCUCUCACUGGAAACACUUUUCUACACAUCUGCUCUAACUCUGCCGUCUGGGUUUCUUUUUUCACAAUGAUUUAUUUAUCAGCUCUGCAGCUGUCGUCCAAGCCGCCAUUUUUUCUCGAGCUUUCUCUCAAGAGGAAGUUGAUUCCCGUCUUUUCCUGUUAAAGACGAUUUGUUACUCAGGAGAGUUUUUUAGGUUUGAAUUUCGUCUUUUAGUUUUUUCCAUUGCACUUUUUUUUGGUUAAUUAAACUGUUGGAUUUAAUUCAGUCUGUUUUUCUACCUCUUUGUCUCCUCCUCUUUCUGAUGCUGCUCUUUGUCGUUUUCUCUCUGGGCGCAAACUGAGAACACACAACCUCUGAGUUUCAUUUUGUCUGCAGCUGGACGGCACAGCUCGCUCUCAGUUGUGUACUUUUUAUAUGUGGUCAACCUUUUUUGUGACGGACAUGGAGGGCGUUGCACAAGGAGGAGCGGCCCAGGGCGCGGGGGGGAUGGCCAGUCUGAUGAGCGGACGCAGCACGUUCGGGGGGAACAAGCGCCGCAGGACAACGUCAGCGGGACACAGCCUGAGCGAGGCCCAGGAAGGAAAGAUCAAGUUGGCGUUCUUCGUGGCCAUCGUGGGCAUCGUCCUCACGGUGCUCGGCGUGGGGACAGAGUUCUGGGUGGAGCUGUCGGCCCCGAAGAGUUUUUAUAACAAUCAGACGUGUCUGACGGCCCACUACGGCCUGUGGAAGGGCUGCACCAAGACGCUGUGGGUGGCCGACAUCGACCCAGAGAGGGAGAGCUGCGGCCCUGCUGAGCUGCACGGAGAAUCCAACUGCACCUACUUCAAGUUUUUCACCACCGGAGAAAACGCUGUGAUGUUCCAGAAGACGACGCAGAAGAAUCUGAACGUGGCGGCGGCCAUGUUGGUUAUGUUCAGCCUGUUCCUCAUGGUGAUGGGCGCCGUCUGCAUCAUCAUGGCCCUGAGUAAAGAUAUCCUCUUCUUCUUGAAGCCGGCGUCCGUCUGCUUCAUCCUGUCAGGCGCCCUGGUGCUCCUCUCCCUCAUGGUCUUCCACCAGUCGGUCCUCGCUCUCCUGGCCAGCGACCACACGGUCCCUCUCCACCACGAGCUCUCCUGGUCGGUGUCGUGCAUCGGCUGCGCGGGCGGCGUCCUCAUCGUGGGCGGCGUCCUCUUCCUGCUGCUGGCGCUGCCCUACAGCCCCUGGCAGAGGUGCCUCCCUCAGAAGGACAGCAGCAGCUAGUGGCCCGGAGGUGGUGUUGCACUUUAGGUUUCCCAAAGACGUCUCAGCAAACGGAGAUUACCUCGUCUGAAUAUGUGAAGGAGUCACGAGUAGCAGUUUUAAUAAACUUAAGAAACCUUCUGCUCGCUUUCGCACAACUAAAUUAUUAUUUAACGAAGGACAUCCUGUGUUUUGUUGCUAUGAAGGUGAUCAUCUGUAAACUUUACUGGUAAAACUCAACUCGACGUCUUGUUGAAUGUCACGUAUUCAGCAAGUUAGCUUCAGUUUUAUCAGCUGGUGUAAUCUCUGUGCUGGGACAUGUUUGGGAAACGGUCCUGAAUUGUCUUACUAAUCGUCCUUCAGGGUUUGGAGGUCAUUUACUGCUCGUUCAAUAAAAUCCACAAAGUCCUAACAGCUCUUUGAUAUGAGCUCAGUGUCAAACGUCACCUGAAGAAACUUUAAGAAGCAACACUAAGUAACUUUCAGUAACUUUUCAGUGAGCAACAGCAUCAAUUCUUCAUGUUUUAACAGUUUCCUGCUGAAUAUUGGAGAUAAAUUCUGGUUUUUAAUAACUUCUGAGUCUUUUUAACUGAUCUCAGUUCAGCUUCACUCUUCAGCUGCAGCUGGUUGUGACAGUU
Messenger RNA from Hippoglossus stenolepis (Pacific halibut), 2192 nucleotides. RefSeq names its product voltage-dependent calcium channel gamma-6 subunit. Gene Ontology annotation, molecular function: calcium channel regulator activity; voltage-gated calcium channel activity. The transcript is spliced from 7 exons. Bases 751 to 1575 code for a protein of 274 amino acids. NCBI's taxonomy places the organism in Eukaryota, Metazoa, Chordata, Actinopteri, Pleuronectiformes, Pleuronectidae. Gene Ontology annotation, cellular component: L-type voltage-gated calcium channel complex; membrane. Gene Ontology annotation, biological process: regulation of calcium ion transmembrane transport via high voltage-gated calcium channel; calcium ion transmembrane transport. The record is from RefSeq and is a predicted model, not a curated record.